AUGGCCAACAAGCAGGGCAAGAUGCAGAACCUGGUCAACUACCGCAUGCGCGUCACGCUCAACGACGGUCGACAGAUGACUGGGCAGAUGUUGGCAUUCGACAAGCACAUGAACCUCGUCCUCGCCGACACCGAAGAAUUCCGCAAGUCCCGCCGCAAGAAUGCGCCUAAAGCCACCGCUCCAGGCGCCCCAGACUCCGCCGCCGCAACCGUCACCGAAGAGAAGCGCACGCUCGGUCUCGUGAUCCUGCGCGGCACCAAUAUCGUCUCCUGCUCCGUUGAAGGACCCCCGCCCUCCGAUCCCAGCGCUCGCCUCGGCACAUCUGCGCCAGGCGGCGCCGCUACAGCUCUGCAGUCCGGCGGAGGCAUCUCGCGACCUGCCGGCAGGGGCUUGCCGGUGGGCUUGGGAGGGCCAGUAAGUGGUGUAGGUGGGCCGCCACCCCCAGGAGGAGGUUUCGGAUUCCCGCCGCCAGGUGGUAUGCCAGGACAGCCGCCGCCGUUUGGAGGCCGAGGAGGACCGCCCGUGGGUGGCCCGCCGCCAGGUUUCCAGCCACCGCCGGGCUUCGGUGGACAAGGGAGGGGUGGGUUCCAGGGUCCGCCAGGAUUUGGUGGGAGGUAG
This is a messenger RNA of Cyphellophora europaea CBS 101466, 618 nucleotides long. RefSeq lists its product as uncharacterized. Gene Ontology annotation, cellular component: U2-type prespliceosome; catalytic step 2 spliceosome; U2 snRNP. The transcript is spliced from 2 exons. The record is from RefSeq and is a predicted model, not a curated record. Gene Ontology annotation, molecular function: RNA binding. The coding region runs from base 1 to 618 and encodes 205 amino acids. NCBI's taxonomy places the organism in Eukaryota, Fungi, Ascomycota, Eurotiomycetes, Chaetothyriales, Cyphellophoraceae. Gene Ontology annotation, biological process: mRNA splicing, via spliceosome.